UUUCCUUGUAUAGUCGGGUGAUCUCUUGAACUUUAAACCUCCACAUCACAGUGUGAGGUUGGUUUUAAGAUAAGAAAUAGAAUAAAUUCUCUCCUGAGGACAGAUCUGAAUCUCUGACCACCUACAGGCUGACAAAACUGAAACCAUGGCAUUUGAUGGUACUUGGAAGAUAGAUCGAAAUGAGAACUAUGACAAGUUCAUGGAAAAAAUGGGUAUUAAUAUGGUAAAAAGGAAGCUUGCAGCUCAUGACAAUUUGAAACUGAUAAUUACACAAGAAGGAAAUAAAUUCACCGUCAAAGAAUCAAGCACUUUUCGAAACGUUGACAUUGUUUUUGAACUUGGUGUCACCUUUAAUUACAGUCUUGCAGAUGGAACUGAACUCACUGGAACUUGGAACAUUGAAGGAAAUAAACUUGUUGGAAAAUUCAAACGAACAGACAAUGGAAAUGAGUUGAAUGCGGUUCGAGAAAUUAUAGGCGGUGAACUAGUCCAGACUUAUACAUAUGAAGGAGUACAAGCCAAGAGGAUCUUUAAAAAGGAAUGAGCGUUGUCUUGGAGCACAGCCC
Messenger RNA from Tupaia belangeri chinensis (Chinese tree shrew), 566 nucleotides. RefSeq names its product fatty acid binding protein 2 (gene FABP2). The transcript has 4 exons. Lineage: Eukaryota; Metazoa; Chordata; Mammalia; Scandentia; Tupaiidae. Bases 146 to 544 code for a protein of 132 amino acids. Gene Ontology annotation, molecular function: fatty acid binding. The record is from RefSeq and is a predicted model, not a curated record.